GGGUGGAGCAGCUGAGAGGACUAUAUAAGCGAGAGCCCUGUGAAGGUUCUUCGAAGAUCUCUUCUGCUCUCGUCAGUGAAACAGCAGCGUCUUCUACAACAUCUUCUGAAUUUUGACCUUCUUUCUUCAGCGCCACAAAUACAGAAGAAAACAAAAUGGAAAAUGCACAGCAAAUAACCAAGCUCGAUAUCUCCACCACUAAGAAAGAAGAGGAAAUACUCUCAGCUCAAGGUUAUCAGUUCAUCAAUGUUAACCUCAAUGAAGCUGCUGGUGGAAACGAGGUCCUUCUUUGGUACAAGAAAGAGUCUGGCAAAAGACCAGUGACCAGGAUCGAGUUCUCAUUCACUGACAAGAUGAAACCUGGUCUGGCUGAUGCUGGGUAUGAGCAAGUCGAGAAGGAUCUGAAUGCAGGAGUUUCUAAUGCAGAUCACAUCUUCCUCUGGUACUUUUACGGCAGCACUGAAUAUGACAUGCCUAUUGUGGACCUCAAGGUAACCAAGGCCGCCAAAGAAGAACCUCCUCUUAUAAAAGAUGGCUGGGAGAGACUGGGCUGUGAUCUGAACCGUAAUGCAUCAAAAACCAUCAUCUACCUGUGGGUGAAGAGAGAGAAGACCAGCUACAUACAGGAGAUCGCAGGAACUGUUGACUUCUCUUCUGACAGUCAGAUGUUUGAGGAGGGCUACACUCGUGUGUGUGAAGACACCAAUCGAAAUGCUGGUGGAAACUACGUCUUCCUCUGGUAUCGCCGCACAACCGAUAAGAGCAAGGCUCUCACUGAUCUCAACGUAUCCACCUCCCACCAGGAGGAAUCAAAGCUUCAGAUCGAAGGCUAUAAAAAGCUCAGUGUUGAUCUCAAUGAAGGAACCAAAGGAAACACUGUCUACCUAUGGUACAGGAAAGAGGAAGGUCAAUCGAUCCAGGUCAUGCUGAUCAACCAUGACAUCUGUAUAUAUCCAGGACCUGUUGUCACCUUUAUCGACAAAAAUCUGAAUGAGGGCAACAAAGGCUGUGCAAUGUACAUUGCCUACAAGUAAAAUCCCAGAAUCAUGCUGCCAUCACAGGAUCUUCUUCAGUUUUCGCAUCAUUAGAUCUAUAUGGCUAUAACUAUAAGCAUAUCUGUUUCUAAUGCAUGAUUUUAAUGUCAAUCUUUAAAGCACAUUGUGACUGUGGCUGUUGUACUGCACUCAACCACACAUUUCAUUUGGCCUCUGUGUUUAUGAUGAAAUCAAUUAUGAAAUAAAGUCAACUUUAACCACAA
Messenger RNA from Megalobrama amblycephala (Wuchang bream), 1258 nucleotides. RefSeq lists its product as uncharacterized. The record is from RefSeq and is a predicted model, not a curated record. The coding region runs from base 156 to 1034 and encodes 292 amino acids. The transcript is spliced from 2 exons. NCBI's taxonomy places the organism in Eukaryota, Metazoa, Chordata, Actinopteri, Cypriniformes, Xenocyprididae.